GUCUCUAGUUUAAGAAGUUGACGUUCAAUGAUGAAACACUGUAUGAAGUCAGAAUGAAAUUAAAAAUAAUACUGAGAAAUAUAAACGGCUCUUAACAAAACAUUUUGUAAUUUUAAUUCCCUAAUAGAACUGUAUAAAAUGCCCUAAUAGAACUGCAUAAAAUUAGUACAGAAGAUGUAAUAUUAUGGAAAACGCUUUUUUAGUUCUGCUUCAAUAUAAAGCAAACAAACAAACAAACUCCAUAGAUCUCCAUACAUUUCAACUCUGAUAAAGUCUGAGUUCUUGUAAGAAUAGAUGAAAGGCAGUUUCAACUGAAAGCAAACACUUUGGGAGGUAGAAGGCGACUGUGUUACCGAACCCGCACGUAUAACAAUGUCCACUCAAGGUGAUUCUUAUCACGUAUUCUGGGAACUUCAUAAUCUUAUUUUACUUACACCCACAACACACCUGUGAGGUGUGUUACAAAUUACAAAUUAUUUGCAUAAGAUCACAUGAAAGAAUGACAUGGAGAGAGGUAAAUCUAGGCUAAAACUUUAAACGCUGGCUGUACCUUACUAUUAGCAGGCAUUUGAUUAAUAUUUACCUCGAUUUCACUCUCUCCACUGCUCUUCUUAGUACUAUAAUUGUUUUUAAAGUUCUUUAUCUGAAUAUCCAAAUGGCUAUUGUUUUGAUAUUUGUUAUGAACGAGACACGGCGUUACUUUAUUUUGCUAAAAGGAUCCCAGCAAUAGCAUACUCUCCUCAUUGACAGCUCCUUUCACCCUAGAAUCUGUAAGUUUGAUAGUAAUUAGCCUCAGAUUAUUUGUGUGGAGAAGAUAUUACUGAAGAUGCUGAAAAUGCUGAAGAGAAUGAAACAUAAUAAGCCUCGAAUUUUUAAGGACCAUUCACUUAAAGCAGCCAUUCUGGAAAAUCUACCUUCACACAACCGAGUUUGUGGUCCCAGAAAUGCCCAGAACCUGCAGCACUUGGGCUUCAGCAGGAACCACUGGUGUUUGGCAGCCUGCAGAAUAACAGGUCCCAGCUGAGACAUGCCAAAGGAGGUUUCAAAACAGGAAAUCAAGUUCCAAAGCUGAGACUCUUAGUUCAGCACAGUAACCCUUGGACAACAUAAACUUCCACUUUAGCACCCUGCAAAGGCAAUUCUCUUUAUGCUCAUAAUGCCCUGAGAAUUCAGUUAUACCCGACACUACAGCAGAAAAAGCUGCAUCCUCAUAACGAAAAUGAGAGCUCCACAGCAUAAUCACACUACAGCUGAUUUGGUGCUACCUUCAAAGUUGUGUACUCACACUGUAUAUAUGAGAAAGACAAGGCACAGAAAGGAUAAGGGAUUUCAUUUUUCAAGUUUAUUUCCUGCCACACGUCCAGUUUCUGCUUCCAUGCCUGACGCAACCAACCUUCUUGGUUGUGAAGUGCAACAGUUUGACCUUCACCUGAACUGCACCUGCACUCCAACAGCACACUUCACUAAGCUGCAGACAUCACAGAACCUGGCCAAAAUGGCUAGUGAAAUGCAGGCUGGCUGAGUAAUGAGGAGGUCUGAUUCCAUGACAUCGAGCUGACAUCCAGCAAAGCCUUGAGACAAGAAUAUCCACCACAAGUACGAAACAUUCAGGAAAGGGAGUAAUAAAAAGGAGGAGCCUAUUUAUCCAAUUUAUGUUUCAAUUUAUAUGGAUUAAAGUCUUCCUUUUUGGGGAGGAAGACAAAAAUGGUAUGUAUGAUCUCCUUCCAAGAUUCUGCUGAGAAGUUUUCAAAACAGAAGACUCUCUGCUCUUCCCCCACCCACCCUCUGAGGAAUUUCUGUGUUCACAAGUUUUGUGUCUCUGAUGUCCCAGCUCUGCUUUCUUGGCCCUCACCAGGAACACAAAGUGAAGACAAUCAUCAGGUUUGAAUGUUUCAGACGUGUUAAACAGUGUUAACUGCAAGACACAAAAUAAUGGCAAGGACACCUGCACAACUCCCACCCUGCUUCUCUCUUAUGAGUGAAGUAUAUAGCAUAGUUGUUUCCUUCCUCUUUCUACAAAGACCCUUUGCUUUUAUUUCCCAUCUCUUUUCUAUUGCCCCUCUUUCCUUCCCCAUUUCCCUAAGCAACUGGGGAUAAUAAACUGGUUGGGCUAACAUUUUACCUGUUGUGUUUUAAUCUCACCAUCAGGUAUAAAUAUACUAAAAAACCUCCUCUCCCUCCUAUAACCUGGAGCGAGACAGACUCAUAUCAGUCUCACCUACACAAGCCUUAGAUCUUCCUUCUAAGUGUAUGUUCAGCCCAGCUCCCCAGCACAAAGAGCUGUGCCACUGUCCUGGUUUUGGACACAGAGUCAGCUCCAACCUGCUCUCAUCCUGUGCUCUCUGUGCUGCUGGGUACAGAGGAACUGCAAUCAUUCGCCUGGGAGGCCACGAACAGCUCUAGACUUCCUUUCUGCAGCACAUGGUAGGGUCAUUUGGCUCAGACAUGUGUAAGCUCCAUUAGACGUCACGUCAGUUCCUCCGAAUGUCCUGUGAAGCCCUCUUGGUAGUAGCAGGCUAAGGUUGGAUCUCACACAUUUCAUAAACCAGACUGAGGGAAAUAAGUCAAAACCUUUGCAGCUGUACUCCACAACAAGGAUACAAAUGAAGUGCAGUUUUCACUGUUUUUAAUGUUCCCUCCUGCUCUUAUCUACCCCGUAGCUACAGACACAGCUGCAACCACACUGUCUGAGAAAAAAAAUAACCUGGAGUUUUAUGAAUCCUGCAAAACAUUGGCUCUUUGCUCCUCUGACACGGAUCCUUACAUGCAUGUAGGCAUCCAGUGACGUUUAUAGAAAACCCACCUGCACUGCAAUUCCUUUGAAAAAUAUUCGUGGUGCAAAGAUGCCAGAGAGAACUGAUAACAAAGCACCGGUUGGGUAAGUUUGGUGAGAUAAAAAGAUUAUGCCUGUCCUCAUUAUUUAGAUUGUAAACUUCGUAUGGUUAGGGAAUAUACUUCACUGAGUUUAAACACACUUUCUAGCACAAAUAAACAUGACUGCAGUGCAAAUUAUUACCACUUAAAUAAUGAGAAGCUGGAAUCUUGAAUUUCAAGAACAAAGUUUUUAACCUUUGGAUAUUUCAGCCCAAAUCAGAGUGUUUCUAGGAAGCUCUUAGCUUCCAGAAAGCUAAACACAAGUAAAGUUGAAAAAAGCUUUAUCAAAGAGCUUUGAUUAAACUCUCUGACUGAAGACCACCCCCAGGAUAUGAAAUCAGAGAAGCCCAAGUGCAAAACAUCUCAUAUGUGUCCUUGAAGGCUGGCACCUGACACUGCCAUGUUCACGGCCCCGCUUCACUCUACGUGCUCAGCAUGCACCUUGCUUAGAUAGCUCCACAGAGAUUGCUGAACUAGGAAGUUCAAAAAUGCAAUGAAUUCCCUUAUUGUUCUUAUCUCUGCAGUAACUAUUUAUCUUAGCACCAUGUGCUAGGCAAAUCAUUGUCUGUUCAUGUUUUAAUCUAUCUAAUCCAAUACGGAAAAACACUAACCAGCAAAUCCUCAUUGUUGGAAUGUUAUUUAUAGCUAUCUUUUUUAUGAAUAAAGUCCUGCUCAUAAGUCAGCUGUCAGAUUUCCCAUUGUUAUUACAGUCCUGAUCCCAUUUGACCCCAGUAUAACACCACAGUGGCCUUGCCCUUCACCUGAGAGCCCACAGCUUUUGGUAAAGGCAUAAAGCUCCACAGUGAUCAGUCAACAUAAUGCCACACCACAACCUUUACACUCCUUCCUGGAGAGGCACUGAGUCAAGCAUCCUGCUCUCCUUGCACCCAACCCAGGAUUUGGGUUGCACAGUCAUGGAGAGAGAAGCAUUUGGAAGAAUGGGAGAAUUUGCAUUCCCUGAUGUGUUUUCCUCCUCAGCUGUGUCAAAAUUCAGUCCCAAAUGAAAAAUAGAAAAUGUGUGUAUAACAGAAACUGUACAACAAAAAGUAGCAGUGCCACUUGUGUACACACCUUUGUUUGUUGAACAUAAAGCCUGAAUUGCACUGAAUCAGACACUUGGAAUUAAAGCAUUCAGAUAGGAAAAGAGGACAGAAAAAAUAUAUACUAGAUGCAGUAUAACAGAGUACAUAUAGCACGUAGUAUAUAUAUAUAUGUGUAAUAUGUAUAUAUACACGCAUAUAUAUGAAAGAAUAUAAAGAAAAAGUACACAAAGGAAAAAAGAAGCAUGGUCUCUAUUAAUCCACUAAAUGCAAAAUCACACGUAAGGAAAGUGCUGGCAUGCCACCUACUAAACCUUUCCUGUUACUGCACACAGAAAUGCAGUUUCACCAACCUGCUGUUUGAAGGGUUGCUGUGUGCUGUUGGAGUGGAGGUGAUUUUUUUUUGGCACAGAACACUAACAUUAAUGCAUACGUUCACAAUUACUCUGAAAGUCACCUGGUCUGUCAGAGAAAAGACUAACAGCAAACAAAAAUGUAACAUCUCAGUAAUAGGUUACUAGAUGUGCAUAGGUUGCAAAGUCUUAGCUAUUCACUGCAGGAUAUUUGUUUAGUGCUAGAAAACUGUAUUCCUUUUGUCAUUUAUUUCUGAGAAAUGAAUAAAUUUAGUCAGACCAUGAGUAGAGUAAAUCUGGGGAAAUUACAAGGGGGAGGAGUUCACCUUCCUGGCUAUGGCUUUCAGGUCUGUCCAGGACUACUUACUCCAGUAUAAAACUGAGAGCAGAAAUAUGAUCACAUACUAAGAAGUCUAAUCAAUUCUGGUUUCAACACUGAGCCUAUUUAAAAUAGAUAAUGGAAUUGCUGUUCCUUGUUCUGUUCUCUCUGCACAUUCUCAAGACAGAGGCAGUAGUUGGACAACACUGGUGCUAUCUGUCACAGAAGAAAGAGGAGCCAAGCUGUGAAGACCCUCGACAUUGGCAUAUAGUAGAUGCCAAAUGCAAAGGAACCAAACAGUCACCCAUCAAUAUUGUCACCAAAAAUGUCAUUUAUGACAAGAACCUGACGCCACUGCAUUUUGAAAAUUAUGAUCUGAAAGGGACUUCAAAAUGGACAAUAGAAAACAAUGGACAUACAGUUAAAGUAACACUGAACACAAACCCUACAAUUGAAGGAGGAGGUCUGAACAGAAUAUACAAGGCGGUAGAAUUCCAUCUGCACUGGGGAAUCCAAGAGGAACAGCUCUACUUUCCUGGGUCAGAGCACAGCAUAGAUGGAGAAAAACAAGCUAUGGAGCUUCAUAUUGUCCACAUAAGAGAAGAUGCUUUGGAUUUAGCAGAUGCAAAGAACUAUGCAGAUGGUAUAGCUGUGCUAGCAUUCUUUAUAAAGAUUGAUGAAGAAAAUAAAAACUAUGCAACUCUAAUAAGUGAAUUAGAUAAUAUUCUACAGAAAGACACAUCAUCACAGAUGGAGCCUUUGCCACUGAAUUCUCUUCUCCCACCGGUAUAUGAACUUAGGAAGUACUAUCGGUACGAGGGCUCCCUCACCACUCCUGACUGCCACGAGACGGUCAUCUGGACAGUGUUUGAGGAGCCAAUUCAACUCAGUUUAUCACAGGUUUCCCAGUUCUCAUCAGUUCACUUUGGAGGGAACAACUCAACACUCAUGUCUGAAAACUUUCGGCCUGCUCAGUUUCUGAAUGGUCGAUAUGUGUACUGGUCCAGUGCCAGCAGCCUCCUGCCUCCUGCUAAGGUUUUAAUGUUGGCUCUGAUCCUUCUAUACCUCCUAAAUUCUCUCUUCCAAUGAAUAAUUCUGACUCAUUCAAGGUUCUGGGCUUUUAUUCUGUUUUGUUUUUGUAUCAAGUGUUCCCUCUAAUCACCAACUCCUUAAUUAUAUCUGAAUACAGAAUAUUCUCUCCUCCUCCUUCAUACAUUAACCAACAACUUCUGUUGCUGCUCCUAUAUAAAAUGAACCUGUGGCACUAAAUUACAAAAAUCCUAAGGAACCGUAAGAUUAAACUAUGAAGAUUCACAUUUUAAAAACACUUAAAGAAAACAUCAGGAUGGAUUAUCAGGAUGGUUUUAACGCAACAUUGGAAGGACACUUGAUAAGUGAUACGGAGGACUUUCAGGAGGAAUCUCUUCAUAAGUGCCUAUGAGGGUGUUUUUUUUUCUGGAGUAUGUUUACAUUCAACACUGCAAGUCAGGAAGGAACACCUGGAGGAAUUCUUAUUAUGCCUACGUUGUCCUAUAUGAAGGUAAAAUACAGAACAUAAAAAUGCUCACAGAACUGAACAACACCUGGGUCAUUCUAUGCAGUGAAAGACAUGACAAACUCAUCUGUACUAACACAUUUUUUCCCCCUUCCUCUUUCAGAGUACCUAAAAAGUUAACUCUUAGGGAAGGAUACUGCAUUACUUAUAUGCAGUCCACUGAUUGUGCGUAUCAAGUUUCUCUACUAAAUCUAUUUAUUCAACCCAAUAUGACAUUCUAUUCCAGGAUGCCUGUGGCUGAUACGAUGUGCUAUAAAGGGAAGCUUGCUCACGUAUAGGAAUUGCACCUCUGCAGAAAUUCCUUCUUCGUAGGGCUGUGUUUAGAGCAUGAGACCUUCAAGAUCCUUUACAGUUUUCAUUUCUAUAGCAAAAAGGAACAGUUCAAGAAAUGGCUCUUUCCAGUAUCACUUUUUUAGAAACAUUUAAAUUUCAGUUUGAACUGAAAAUUUCAAUUUUGAAAUUUCAGAGUGAAUAUUCCCACAAUUAUUUAAAGAACAACAUAUCUUCAAAAUAUUCACGUAUGGUUAACAUUCAUAGUUUCAGUAAGAAGAUUUAAAUUUGAAUUGGUUUCUUCAGCUCUUACCCAGUUACAUUCAGGAACACUCAAUAUACUGUGGAAUGGGAUUUCCUUGCACUGUUCCAGCUCUCUUUCUGAAGACAGACAAAUCUGACUGUUCUCUUCAGCUAGUGCCAUACACAUUGCAGCUGCUUUGAGAAUUUUAGAUUUUGGCCAUCCCAGGACACCAUUUCAUUCAAGAGGAUGACUACUUUUUUUAGGGCAAUGUUUGCAAGGACGACUCUACGUUACAGCUACACAGCCAUUUUCAGAAAAAUGUGACAGCAUGACUAACUACAGAUCACCAAAGGAGAAAAGUUAUUUUGAUAUUUAACAAUUAAUAAUAUGAGCUUUAAGAAAAAAAACAUGGAAAAGCAAAUUUACCUUGUUACAUUUAGAAGAAUGGUUAGGACUUUAACUGUAUUUUUAAGUAACAGAAAAACUUUGGAGAAGCAAACAUAAAAGAAAGAUUAAAACUGAA
Messenger RNA from Phasianus colchicus (ring-necked pheasant), 7178 nucleotides. It is a transcript of the gene CA4, whose product is annotated as carbonic anhydrase 4. Gene Ontology annotation, molecular function: zinc ion binding; carbonate dehydratase activity. Lineage: Eukaryota; Metazoa; Chordata; Aves; Galliformes; Phasianidae. Gene Ontology annotation, cellular component: plasma membrane. The record is from RefSeq and is a predicted model, not a curated record.